AUUUCGUUCGGCACAAUGACCUGAUGGAUGGGGAAAAGAAUGAAUGCCUUGCGGUAUUGUUUUGUAAUUUAUAUUCUCUCAGGAUCUAUCCUCUGUGAAUUAAGCAAAUGUACACUGAAUCCUGACCACACUGAGGAGAUCUGUAACGGUGGAGGUUCUUUCUAUCGUAUCGAAAGCUGUCGCGAGAGGUGAGAUAUUUCGCGUAAAGUUUGUCGAAUUGUCUUAUCUGUUUCCUCAAACUCGUCAAACAUCGAAAUUUUUUAAUUUUAAUUUUUUAAAAAAAAAAGAGUAAGUAGAAACAUGGUUAGUGUGCUAGUGAUUUUUGAUACGUAUGUGUUCCUUAUUAAAUUUAUCUAAGAGCUUCGGUUGUGAAAUUCGAUUGCGAAUUGAAUGAUUUUUGUUGACUUUUGGUUAUAUUUAUAUACAACAACUUGGGUGAUAAAUGUGUCGAAGAUGAGCAUUUUUGACUGGUCCUACUCAAAACAGUGUUUUGAAGUAUUGUCAGAGUAGUCUAAAAUGUACAUCCUCAUCGAAAAAGUAAAACUUUUCGCCUCUUUCUUCACCAUAGAAAAGAACGUGACUUGGAAAGUGGAUAGUUAUGUAUGAGCAUAGAAGAUUUCCAUAAUACAUCCAUUUGAUAACCAGCUGGUUUUCUAAAGAAGAGUUGUAACAGAAAAUACCGUCAUAAAAAUUUUUUGAAAGUGUAGAUGUGAGAAUUUAUGAUCAUGGAUACUGAUGACCUGUUUAACAAAAUUUAUUUUUAAGGGCAAUUUAUUGAAGAAUAAAUUACUUACCACGAUUAGCAUUUCAUUUCUGUGAUGACUGUACUUUUUAUAUCAUGGAGAAAAAGGAAUAGACUUUAGCUCAGAUGUUUACACGGUUCAGCUGGCAUCUGCUCAUUUCCUGUUAGGAUAUGGAAUAUACCAGGGUAUAGUGCUAGGGGGUUUUUUGCCUGUCAUUUUGUAAUAAAUGUUUUGAACUGUAUGACAUGUGUUUAUCACAUGGUUUUAAGGUUUGGUUAGGGAGCAUAGCAAUAAAGAAUACCACAAAUUACAGGAACUAGACAGAAGUUACCAUUAGAUUUAAAUGGUUCUUACUUAUAUUUUGCCUGGUGAUUAUUAAAUCUGAAUGAAUUCCCUUUUGGCUUAAUGAAAGAAUCAAAUUACAUAGCUACACAAUUGUAUUAAGGGCUGGAUUUCAGAUGUCUGGAAAACUAUAUUUUGCUGACAUAUCAGGAGACUGUCAAAUGUUUGUCUUUUGGAUUAUAGAUGCCACAUUAUUUGUGACACAGGAGUAGUCAGAAGCCAAGCAUUAUAAGAUGAUUGGUAACAAGCUAAAACUAUCUUUGUGGUCUGGAUAGGAAAAAUAGAAGUUUUCCUAUAUCUUAAGUAAAUGAUUGCUGCUGAUUUUCAUGGAGAUCUGGGAUGCAUUGGGAAAAUAGAAAUGGUUCCUGAUUUUUCCUAAUGUGUCAGGGGCCAUUGCAAACAAUUGGAAUGUUUAGGGGUUGAGUCUUUAGUCAGAAAACUCUGGGAUGGCCAGAAAACAGAGAAAUCCCCAACCAUCUGGGAUUGUCCCCAACUUAAAAAUCAGCCUAAGUAAAUUUCAAAGUGGUUCUAACUUUGAUUUUGAAUUUUUCUUUAGGCAUGGAGAAUCAGAUGUCAAUAUACCUGUAACACCAAAACCAUCCAGGUCUGCUUGGCUCAUUGAGACAGAUGAGUAAGAAACAAAGCCAUUCUUCUCACAAGUUAUAUUUGUUAGAUGACAGUCAGUGACAAAAGUCUUGGAAAUGUUGAAUGAAAUUUUUUAAUCAGAUUGUGAUGACAAUGUUUGUUAAAAAAAAAUAAACUGAAACUUAAAACUUUGCACUUUUUUCAGACCCAAAAACAACCGAUCUGUGAUACUGAAUAUAAUUAAGUUUUCACGACUGUGUGGUAAUAUGAAAUUGUAUAUUUAUGAUGGAACCUCAGUACGAUCACCACUUAUUGCCAUAUACAGGUAAGAUGUUAUUCUGUUAAUACAACCAGUUUGGAGAAUAUUGGGUGUCAAUUUUGAUAAUCAUAGAAAUUGUUUUGUGAUCAUUAUGGGUCAAUCACUUUAUAGCUUCAACAUCCCUUCCCUGGGCAACCCCUGGGCAUUUGAUCUCUAAUAGAUUGGUUUGUUCAAAUUCCUGCCUCCCAAGGCAAAAGAUGUGUUCAAGUGCCCCACCUAAUUUUUUUGUGACCAAGCUUUAAAACCUAGACCUUAUGGACCUUAUAGACCUUUUCUUCGGAACCGUUUGCUUGCAAAAGUGAGCUACAUGUAUUUACUUUAAAACAGAUACAAUGCAUCUACUCUGCUGGAAAAACGUCACACUGCCAGUUCAAAUUCCCCACCCAAACCAGGCAAGGUUCAAACUCUCCACCUGCUGGGCACAGAUGAUGGUCAAAUGCGUGUUGGUUGUCUGAGGGGAAGGGGGAUUGUUGAAGCUUCAAAUUGAUAAGCACAUAAAGUCAUAGUAACAAGUGUGGUUUGAAUCACUGAUAAAAUUUUAUUGUGUGGGCACCAGGCUGUGAUGCUUAAACCCAGUUACUUGUGAAACUCAGAUAGUUCUGAAUACUUUUUAUUUGAUUCUGACUGGUUAAUUGGGAACUCACCACUCACAGUAAAGUUCAAGCCAGGCAAACAAAUCUUGAGAUGGCAAAUUGAUAGUUGCUGUUUGCAGUUUAGUGUUCUUACAUGCUUGUUUGGCUUUUCCUCUGAAACACACAAACAUUUGUGAAAUAUUUCAAGGGUCCUAGUUGUUUGACUUUUGUUGUAAGUGCUCAUCUGUUUGAUAAUCCUUUUGGGUGAGUCAGCGGGAAGCCUUAUCAUGGACUCAUCUUGGUUACAUGUAUUUUCAUUUGGGACUUACAGCAAGUAAGUGAAAUCUGGGUCAUUGAAUAUAUAUAGGCAGAUUAUUUACACAAAGUCUAACCCAAACCAUGGUUUUAUGCAAGCAGUGGGCCUCAGGUAUGCUCUUUAAGAGGGUUGAAUUGAUUAAAUUAAUGUCUGUUAGUUUUUAGCCUUAUUGACACUGUUCCCAAAAACAAAUGUUCAGAUAAAAGGUUUGGCUAAAUUUAAAAGAUAGUUUAGAACCAAGUUUCAUUGAAGAAUGGCUAAACUUUGUUCAAGUAGCAAGCUCCAUGUUUUCAAAUGGGAAGCAUACAAAUUAACAUGUAGCUUUUGAAUUAUUUUCAGUAACCUUAUCAAAGCAAGGACCAGAGAAAAGCCUAGUCCACUUCUUCAAGCAACAUCUGGAUCUGCACUUAUUGUUCUCAGCAGAAGAAAUGACAAGAUAGAUGAUUGUUGCUUUGUCAUUAAGUACAGGUAAGGCAUAAAGUUCGUUUCUACACUUUGCACACCACAAGUUAAAAAGGAAAUUGAUUUGGCACUUAAUUUCUUCUUUAAAUAUUUAGAUAGACCACAAUAACAAAAUCGUUGAUUUGCUUUUCAACUGUAGAAUGUACAUUUUAUCGAAAUUAAAUUAAGUGCAGUUUUCAACGUUCCCCAUUGAAACUUAUUUCCUAAUUAUAAUACCAAUUACUUUGCUAAUUUAUCAUGCUAUUGUAUUAUACUUAUUGAUUUUCAUUCAAAUUAAGAAUGUGUCCUUCCAAAACGAAUGAAGAAAACUAUUGCCAGUACUGGUUAUAACAGAUAGUGCUUUGGAACUUAUAAGCCAUUGCUUCUUCUUAUUUCACCUCUUUCAAUGUUGUAGUUUUGAGGAGAAGUGCCCCAUAGAGUGUGGCAGGCAUGGUCUAUGUUCAAAAGGGAUUUGUAAUUGUAGUGCUGGGUGGACGUCCAGAAACUGCAGCUUACCAACAUGUCCAGUUGUAUGUAAUAAUGGCUCAUGUGAUGCCAAGACCAGGAAGUGUAACUGUGCCAGUGGAUAUUCAGGUUUGUGAAAAUUCUGAAAUUAUACCCUCUUAUCCUCACUUACCAGUAUAUAGACCCUUAGAAGUGUUAUAGUGCUAACUCUUGCUAUAUGCUUGAAGCAUAUUGAUCAUUAGUAACAGUUAUUUGUAAUAAUAUAAAUUGAUAAAUAAAUGCAAAUAUAACAAUAAUAAUCAUAACAUAUCACUUUACUUCAGCUGCAAGUUCCCUUCAAGUUUAGCUGGGAGGUUUAAAUCCUUUCAACUUUUGUUUUCCAUUCCUUCCUGAUUGAAAUAGACCUUUUGGAGCUCAAAAUGAAAAGUAAUUAAUUAUUCUAAACGAUACAAGAUAUGUUCAGAAAUGCAGGCAGUAACAAAAAUGGUAAAAAUUCAUCAAAAUUGUCAAAUCAGCCAAGCUGAUUCUUCAAAUCCUUGAAUUUUCACCUAGUUUGACAAGUUUUAUUGUGUUUAGAUUGGUUCAUGUUCUUUGUGUUUGGAUGCAAACCACUAAGAAAAAUUGUUAUUAAAAAUAUAUAUAUUUUUAAUCAUUUUUUUAAAGCCCGGCACCACCAUCUAAAAGCCUUUCUGGGAGGAACUUUUUUUUAAAGAAAACAAAAACAAAUAGAGCAGGUGGUACUAAAAAAAAAAAGAUUUUGUUGGCUUACAGUGUAUUUCUUUAUUUUCAUGUCUGAGGAAAGUUUGCCACAAAGUUUUGUCCUAAUUUGCAUGAACCAGUUCUUGUGACUUGUGUUCAAACAUAAUGAAGGUGGAUGAAGUUAAAUGUAUUUCCUGUUAAUCCUGUGGGAACCUUUGAGUGAUAAAUGUUUGAUGUUGCAGGAGAAUCAUGUAAUAUCACUGAUAAUAGGAACUUUUGGAGCUCACCCGUGGCAAAUAACCAAGGUAAAUUGUCAUGCCUUAGACUCUCUGACUCAUGGGAGCUAAUAAGUCUCUAAUGCUUUUAAAUUAGAGGUCUAUGGAAAAGGGGUGUCUAAUGCCAAAAUGAUGGUUGUUUUUUUCCCUCUAAACCAUUGUUCAGCUUUAACUUGUAAAAGCUGGAAACAAUGUACAUUUCAUUUGUAGAUCAUGCGAUGGAAUUGUUGUCAAAAGAAAACCUGUUUUAGAAUAUUCCGUCUAUACCUUAGUGGGUAAUGUUGGUUAUAAACAUCUAUGAAAUUGUGACAAUUAUAGCAUAACUGUUUUCAAAGGAAAUUGUGCAAUAAUUAUUGAUUGAGUUUGGGGCAGGUACAAAUUUGUUGCAGAACUUCAUGUGUAUGCAAAGAAAAUGAGGAAUAUGUCAUGGGAAGGCGAUAGGUUUAUCAGAAACUUUACCCCCUCAAUGGGUUCAUGAAAGUGGAAUUUUAUAGUACUUGUUUGGUUGUAUUAAAUUUUCAUGAAUAUGUUGUGUUUAAGUUCUGCUUUGGGCAAACAAUUCUUCUUCUUUUUUAAAUUACUGAAAAUGUAGCAAGCACAUACAUUGUGCAGAGUGUGUAGUGCUUGUAGAGUCUGUUGGUGCAUGAACAUUCCUGUGUGGUCUUCAUUCAUUGAUAUUCAGUUUUAAACUUCUCUUAAUUUAAGAUGCUCUAGAUGGUGUUUCUUCUCAUGCUAUGGCUGUAGUUGGAAAUUACAUAUGGGUUUUUGGUGGAUUUUCGUUAUCAAAAGGACCCCUGGAUGUAUUAGCAAGGUACUAUUUCGGCCAAUAUUCAAGUGUUGUAUUUUUUAUUUCUUUAAUUGUAUUACAGAUCAGUAACAGGUUUUUCUUUGAGGUAUUAAGAUGCCAAAUUUAAAGUUUUCUGAAAAGUAGAUGAUUGUGGGUCCAGAGGACCCAUGUGAGGGGCUUAAGUCCAUUGUUUCUAGGGGUUGGGGUGCACUCCCUGGAUUUUGUUUUUGAAUUGAAGGCUGAAAAAUGUAUUUCCUGGCAUUUUGGGGCUUGUAACUUGACAUUAGAGAGACAAUUUAAGCUGCAAUUAUGCUGUGAAAUUUUUGUCUCAAAAUCCAAUGUGUGGGACAACAAAUUAUAUUGUAUGUACAAUGUACUUUCCUGCACAGCAGUAUGAUUUGUUGAAAAAAGACAGUCAUGAACAUAAUGUUUCUACACUGUCCUUGAGUCAGCGAUCUUUUUGAUGUUUUAGACAAGAUAGGCACUGCAAAUUUAUACUUUUAUGAGCCUAAAGUUAGACCUGAUAAACAUCAUCUCCUCACCAUAUCGUGACUCUUGAAGUAAUGAAAAUGGCCGACAAAACCUUGCAGACCGGCAAGCUGAUGAAUUUUACCAGCUUCCAGCUCUUAUAUACAAGCUUGCAAUAGGGAAUGCAAUUAUCAUUCACAUAAUUUUUCUUUUCAUAUUAUUUUGGGUUCAUCUCUCAAGAGUGUCACUUGAUAGGAUUAGGACAGUAAUUUAUGACCUAACCUUUUUUCAGGUUAUCCCUGAGAAAUUGUUCUGCAGACGUGACAAAUAAAUUUUUUGCACUUGUUGGAUAUGAGAUUGGAUAUAGCCAACAUGCUUGCAUUGAAAAAUCGUUAAAACUUAGGCUAUUAGUAGGUAUGGAUUGACAUGUUUUAAAAUUCUUUGGUCUUCUUUAGAUACAAUAUAAGAGCAAAUAGAUGGGAAAUUAUUCAAGCUUCAACUGAAAAACAUCAACGACCAUCAGCAAGAUAUGGGCAUUCAUUAGUGGCAUAUGAUGUGAGAAUCAGAAUAAUCCUUCCUCCUUUAUAAAAAUGCAUGUUGUAGUUGCGUCUCUUCUACAUUUAAUAAAGGAAUGAGCAAGCUAAUAUUUACCAGUGUGGAACUCACUUCAAAAACUGCUGACUAUAAAGGCCUGUUCAAACACACACAAAACUUUAAUGCAAUAGAAUUUCGACCAUUUCUAAACUUAAUCCAACACCAUUGAACAUCUUAUAGCAUGUUGUAACAUGUAGCUAUAGGCUGGCCAAACAGGUGCAACAUGUUGCAUGCAACAAUGUUGCAAGAUGUUGCAUUUGAAUGUUAAAUACAUUUGACCAGGCCUUCAUGAUAUCAAUUCGUUUGAUUGACUGACAACAAUGGCAAAUUGGUUAAAUCAGAUUGCGACCUUACUACCAAAUGUGGUAAAAUAUCCAAUUUGUCCUUCAUUUCCGGUUUCAGAAUCACCUCAUCUUGUUUGGUGGAACUUGCAAGAAAGGAGCUGUUUCUAAUGAAACCUGGAUAUUAAACACUACAUCAAGGCAGUGGACACUGUUAAGGAGUUCAGUCAAUAAACCAGUGGGUGUAUCAGGACAUACAGCCACUGUUGUUGAAAAUGAGAUGAUUGUUUUGUUUGGAUAUAAUCCUGAACAAGGGGUUUCAAACUUGAUCCAGGUAUUUGGGCUUGGUAAGUGAAUGGCACGUCUAGUUUUCUUCAUUUCUUUAGUGAUAAUUUCAGACUGAGGACUCUGAGUUUGAGGAAGGGUGCUUCACCAAUCAAUACAUGUGGUUCCAGUAAAAGUGUUCAGGGAAACUAAUAUAUGUUAGGGGGAGGGAGGGAGAGGGGAAAGGGUUUGUCUGACUUGAAUGAGCACAAUCAGACAUACUUAGUAGUACCCUAGCUCCCACCUUCUCAAGCCUGUUUCACACCUUAAGUUGGUCGGCCUUAAGGUAGGCAAGCACCACCAAAGCAAGGUGAAAAUGGGGAAGAGGGGAGUGAAAGACUGCUUUCUUCUCAUCAGUCACCUUCAAGGCGGACUUCAUCACUUUUUUUGUUUGGUUAUCACAGUCAACCACUAUUUAAGAGCCUGGACCUUCUAUGCCUUAGCUUGGUUGUUAUUUUUAACUUACUCUAAGGAAGUAAACUUUUGAUCAUUUUCAUCAGUGGACAGAGUGUGGAGAUCAAGUAAAGUAGACUCAUCUAUCGUCAGACCCACCUAUGGUCACAGCAGUGUGCUUCACCCAGGUACAGGACGUAUUUAUGUACAUGGUGGUUACAGAAUGCUUAACAGCUCCUGCUACAGAGCAUCCAGUGAAACGUUCUACUAUGAGUCCAAGGCUGGAAAAUGGUACCAGCUGCAUAAUAUUGGUAUACCAAGGUUUCUUCAUUCAGCAGUCAUUAUUGAUAGCGCAAUGAUCAUUUUUGGUGGCAGAGGAGAGAAGGAAUUGGUAUCACGCCACCUGAUGGUGUUCGACAUUAGUAAGUGUCCUCCUUGGCUUUCACGAUUUUUCCAGUGGUAUUUCAGUGUGUAUCCAGCUUGUAUGUUUCAAUUUUGAGUGCCAUUUUUCUUUCUAAUUUUGCUAAGACUUAAAGCAAAAGUUUGUUUUCGAGUUUGUGUCAUCAUGGAAAGUUUUUUUUUGAUAAAAUCCCAAUGGAUUUAGCUGCUCACAACACAUUGUGAGAACCAUUGCGUUUCGUUUUGAUAGAUUUUUGUUUUUUUCUUUUUUUUCAGUUCUCACUAAAAGUAAUGUUAUGAUUGUAGCGGCUUCAUUCCUAUAAAAAAUAUCAAUUAUUGUAUCGAUUAUUAGAGGGAGUAUAGUCAAGGAAUCGGAUGAUUAUGAUCGUCUUAUCUUUCGUGGUACAGUGGCAAAGGCACAGACAAUUAUACUGCUUAAAUCUACAGGUAGCUUUUGAAAAAACUUUGAGCUCGUCUGAUCAGGCAAUACAUUAUUUUCAGAUGAAAUGAAAUGGAAAUUUCCAAUCAAUACUACUGUACCAAAGACUGCAUCUCGUUAUGGACACUCAUCUGUGGUUGUUGACAGGUGAAAAGUUUCUUUUGACUUGUUUAUGGCUUCAAGAUAUUCGUAUGAUUUGUCUGCAGUUGCGCGAGUGAAACUGUUCUUUUUGUUUUUGUAGCAUCAUGUAUGCCUUUGGUGGAUUUGCAGGACUUAUGUUUAACUCUUUCCUUCAAUACUCCCAAGGUAAGUUUGGUUUAUCCAGGAUAAAUUUCAACACACUUGAAAACUGCUCUGAGUGUGGCAACAUUAAAUCAGUGAUGACGGAAGCUUUUUGGACUUUUAAUAAUUAUGGCAACGAUACAGUGGUGGUUGUUCAUACAUGCCAAGUCUGAUGAUACGUUGAUUGAUCAAGUGAUGGAGGGGCACUUCCUAGCGCAGAUAUCCGAAAGUAAGGGAUUUAUGUUAAAGCUCUUCAGCCCUUUGCCUUUCUCCCCUCUCUCUCCCCCCCCCCCCCCCCCCGCCCACUCUCCCUCUUUAUUUCUAUUAGGAGAGCUUGCUUUACACGACACACGAUACAGUGGUAUUGCUGGCCAUGAUAUUAAUGAUGAUAUGUGUGUGUUUGCUGAUUUGUGUUGACAGGAGAUUGUAUGUCACCGGGAUCUUCAAUCAACUGCUUUGAAGCAUUCCCUACCCCCAGUGUUCUUUUAAAACCGCUUGUUUCUUCAGGUGCGUAUAAAAACAUUAUAGUGUAACUCUUCCAAUGCGAUCAACUCGUUUGUUUCCCACAACUUCACUCUGAUAACGACAACAAACAGUCAUGCUGCUCUUGAGUCGACUAUGAGAGAGGCAGGCACUUCUAGCACUGUACAUUAAAUGUCUAUUUGUAGAUGUCGUACAAUCGUAAAGGAAGUUGUCAACAGCAGACUGGCCAUUCACAGUACGUUAAACAGAUAUUUUUACCACGCAGAUUCAUGUACGUCCCAUAACCCUAGCAGCGACCAGUGUCAUUUGCGGCACACUUGUGCAGACUGCCUUAGAGGAGAUUCCGAUGAUAGCUGCCUGUGGUGCGAAACUCUAAACCAGUGUGUGUCAAAAGUCACCCUUCGUGUCACGUUCCCAUAUCAGCAGUGCAUGCAGAUACUUGAGCGUGGCACUGGCGCAUGUUCAGGUGAGAUUCACGCAGCCCUGCACAAAAGGUUUUUUUGUGUACGCGUGUCUGUCCACUCCAUCAAGGUAUUUAGAGCACGAGAGUGUUAUAUUCCAUGCAAGGUUCCCGAGUUCAAAGGGGAGCUCUGCACUGAAUAAUUUUUUUUUACAAGAAGUCUUCCCUUAAUAUCUGGCUGAAAUGUUGACGGAAAAGUUAAGACUUUGAAAAAAAAAUUUUGUUUGCAAAAAAAAAAAGACCCUUUACAGGAAUGGCCACCAAGACUAAGAAAAGUUGCAUUCUAUCAGCAAGGAAGUACAAGGCUGAAACUGUGCGCUCUUAAAAGUUGAAGUCAGUGCGAUUUAUAAUUGAGGAAAUGACAAGAAGUGGAAAAUUCGACAACAGAUGAUAGAAUUGGCGCAUAGCAGAGCGUAGUGUACCUACAUACUCACAAGUACCUAUUCGUUUGUUUAUUUAUUCAUCUUUUGGAAAGCUUUGUGUGUUUUAAUGUUUUGUUGUGUAUUUCGUCUUUGGUUAGCUUUUUACUUGCUUUUGAUGUAUUUUGUGUUGUGUCUUUGUUACAACAUGGCUCGCCUAGAUGAGUUUAGGCUACCCACGGGUCCGUUAAAAAUGUGGUAAUUUUGAUAAUCAUUUUCGAGCGCCCGUGCCUGUGUAAGGUGAAGAAGAGGGGAGAAUGAGUUACGCUUUAGAAUACUUACUUUGUUUUGGUUUUUGUUGACAUGACUCGCUGUCUUAUAAUGACAGAUUUACAGUGUGCGAAUGUGAAAACUUGCCGUGACUGUUCAAUGCUCCCUGGGUGUGGUUGGUGCGAUGAUGGGUCUGGGACUGGUUCGGGGAGGUGCAUGCCUGGGGGCAAGAAUGAACCCUUUCUGGGAAGUGGAGACUCUUAUGCCGACUGUUCGAAGUCACGCUGGAAUUUUAUAAACUGUCCAGGUAACAGAAAUAUAAUAUAGAAGUUAUUUGGCUUUGAUAAUCACUGAUAAGGUGACUGUAGCCAUUUUGAGGCUGUAAGAAAUGAGCCUUAGUUGUCAAUAAAUUUUCCUCUUUGAGGGCAGCAGUUCAGUUCAGCGUCAUAUUUAGCUACAAUGUUCAACAAUAUCGCAAUCAUUUCACGCGAGGCUUAUUUGAUCUUGUUCUUUCCAUAAUGACUUUGAGUAAAAACCGUCUUUGGUACAAUGCCGUCAUCUUACAGAUAAGGUGUGAAACAAAUACUACCCGUAACGCCACAGUUAACUCUGGUUGUCACGUAAUUCUCCUCAUUAGAUGCAACAUUUUUUAUUUGCACGAGACACGUACUUGUCCUUUUUGAAGACCGCUGUACACGUAUCUCAUUAUAUGACGAACUUCUUUUUGGUAUGCAGCUUGUCAGUGCAAUGGCCAUAGCAAGUGCGUUGAGGGAAACCGGUGUGAAAACUGCGAGGAUAAUACUGCUGGUGAGAUGAAAUGUUGAGGAAACAAUAUAGAAUACUGGCAGACGAAGCACCGCCAACAAUGACCGCACCAACAGCAUCUUUAAGCCUUUAGCCCCUAGGAGUAACUAUCAUCUAAAAACGGGAACAAAGGAAAUGAUCACCAACUUAAGAUGCUCUUGAUUGGUUGACAAAUUCUCCUUGUCAGCACCGUAGGAAAUGUAUGAAGAACAGAUUGGAGAAUAUGGUAUCAUUAUGUCAAGAGACCGCCUGAAAUUUUAUUCUUUUUUACUGUAUUUUUUUGGCACAGGUGCUCACUGCGAACGAUGUGCUGAUGGGUAUUAUGGAGACCCUAGGAAUGGAGGGAAAUGUGCAGGUUAGGAAUGAGACUUUUUAAUCUGUAGUAUCACUUAGUUGUAAGUUGAAUUAAUUUAUUUGUUCUUUGAGGCACAGAGAAAGUGCCACAUAGCUAACACUGACACUAUUCCUCUCUGUAGGACUGCAUGCGCACCAUAAGUUCCGCUCCUGUACGUAUAUAACCGUUUGAAGUUCUUUUGCUCUAAUUCAUAUCACUUAGUAGCACAGAGUUAUUGGUUCUAUUGAAUUAUCACUUUAAUAUACUUCUUUUCAUUAAAAAUACCAGCUUUGAAACUUGUUAUGAUUUUUCAUUUUUUCCCAAAUACCUUAAUGACGGUGUAAUGUAAAGACCAAAUGAAAACAAACCAAUGACAGCAUCAUAUGUGGGCGUUUUCCCUUACACAUGGUGACUUUGAUAAUGGCUGAUUGAUUUUUAAGAGAUUGCGUUUUUUCCGCUUGCUUUCAGAUUGCAGAUGUUCUUCCCAAACUAAGUUGUGUGAUUCUGAAGGCAAAUGUCGAUGUCUUGCCCUCGGCGCCACUGGUGAUAGGUGUGAUAGGUAGGUGUUCGCAAUCAUCCGCUGUGUGUUAUUGUUGUUUUAAAUCUGCUAAUAAGGGGUCAGAGUGAUAUCUUUUUUCUUUUUUUAACUCCACAAUGACUGCUUGACUCGUUAGAUGACUCUUUUCCUAAGUCAGGUUUCGCCGUAAAAAACAUUUACUUAAAUACUCCCUUUUUUUUCGCCAAUCGAGCUUGUUUCUUUAAUAUUCUUCUUGAGUCCAUUUCUUCACUUAGAACUCUUUCACUCUUUCAGCGUCACUGGUUCGGGCAGUAUGCAGGACGUGUGUCACUUACUAAUGAUGUUUGUGACUCACACUUGUCUGUUUUCCCUUUAGUUCAGUAUUACAGCUUCUAAGUGAUGUAUUUAGGUGAUUGGGUCUAUCCCUUUAGAAAAUAUUUCCGAGUCUUUCACCUAAUAAAUCUUAAAAAGUCCAUCAGAAUCGCGAGUUUCGUCUAGAAAUUUACUUAUCUGGCGGGACAGUAGUGAUCAACACCGCAAUUCUUUGUCACAGUGGAUCGAACUGGUCAGCUAGUGCUGACUCAUAGUAGGCACCCUUAAUAACCUAAAUACAUUUUAUGAUGCAGUCUACGUACAAUGAUUAUGAAUGGAAAGAAAAAAGACUGUUUUGGCUUUACUUCACGGCAUGGUGUGUGAUCUGUCUAGUUUACUGGCGUUAUCCUUUUAGCUAAUCAAAUCCAAACUAAAAUCAAAAUUGACUUUGCUUUGCGUAUCCUUUUUCGCUUGAGGUAGGGUACAUGUAUUACCUUUGAUUUUUGUCGCAUUAACUUUUGUCCAAGUGAGUGACUAGUACACCAUACUAUCAUACAGGUUCAUGACUUUCUUCAUCAUCUCCGCAGGUGUUUGCCUGGUUAUAAUCGUGGAGGUGACUUCUGUUACUGUACGUUGAACUGAUUUUUAGGCUGUUUUGUAUCCAGGAAAGUUGUCGGUUGAUCACAGAGAGUGUUCCCUUUGUUAAGCGUUUGUAAUAAAGUAUAUCAACCCUUCUACAGUUGGGGGGGGUAAGGGAAGGGGGAGGGGUGGGAAUUAAAACCAUUCAAUGUAUAGGUGCUGAGGAAAUUCACAUCAGAAUCAACUUUAGUGCCACUGAUUCAUGUUGUAACUCAUAAGUUUCAUUUCGUUGAAGAAAACUAAUGUUAGGAAACGAUAAAGGACAAAUGUACGUGUUGGGGCCUACAAUAUGUUAGGGGUAUUCUCAAUAUGAACAAUUUCAGAUUAUUAAAAUUGUGUUGGCUUGAAAUUUUAGUAUUUACUUUUCUAAUCUAUCCUCUGAUGGCAGCGAGGAAUAUCGUAACUAAAACUAAAUAAAGUUUAAUCGCCAUCUUCAGUAAGAGUGUAAUGCACAAUUGUGAGGCAAUCAGGCCAACCCUUCUGGUGGGUUUUACCUGCCCUUUUGCAGACUGCUUGUUCGCUUUGGUUUAUUCUGUUAUUUCAAUUAUUGGAGAAUUUCUAAUAUCAUUGGGGGUGAUGUGACGAGUUAUGUUCUCAUUUUGUUAUGGCGAGACGAAUUUGUCACUAAGAUAUAAUACCGUCAAGAAGUACAGGGAAAAUACACUGCAAAUGUGUAACAGAGUUAAAACAAAGCCGUGAAUGGGAGUGACGUGGUAUUUAAAAUCAUGAUAUACCCGAGAUAUCAAGGGUUAGAUCACGAGAAAGAAGGGUUGCAAUGUUAUCAGUGGUGUGAGUAUCCUAGAAAGUAGCAGUGAUACAGUGGUUGGAGAUAACAGGUCCGCCAACUUUCAGUUCUUUUAACUUCGCAAUAAACAAAUGCCGAAAAAAAAUCAUUUUUUUCUUUAUUUCUAGAUACUUUUCUUGGAUCUAAGAAAGAUUUUAAUGUAACAGGAUUCAAGACUUUCAAUUUUGAGUAUACACUCAAAGAGGUAAUAUAUAGUUUAUAUAGUGGCUCUACGAUCCCUUAACCACUCUUUUGUGAUCAACGGUAUCGUAGUGGUGGUAUGGAAACCUCGCUUUGAAUCGUAUUCUUCGCUAGAGUGUUGACUCAAAGACGCAUGCGUGGCCUUACUAAGUCAAAUACGUUUUAUUGAGAAUACGUCAGCUUUUCUGUUUUCAGUGCAGCUCUUCUUUCCUGAUUGGUAGGAGAUAGGUUAAUCUAAGGUGUAAGUAAGCAAUUCUCAUCACCUGUACGACAUGUAACCAGUGGCCUGCCCAACGGUGAUUCCACUGAUCUGAACGAAAAGGGUACCACGCCCUUUCUCGUUCCAAUCUUUCGUUUAUCCAAACACUCGACCCCCCAAUCGAAGAAAAAAAAUCAAUAAGCAAGUACAGCUAUGAAAGUAUAUUGAUCCCUAGUUGGUAUUGGCUUUUUUUAGACAGGCGUUUGUGAUUUUAUAGCUGUUAAAGGACCCAGUCAAAGUUAAAUUUUUAGAUAUCGACCGUGCGUUAAAUUUAUUUUUCAGGAAAAACGUAGUGUUUCUGUGGCGAUUAAGUGGAAAGGUGGCAACAAAGGAUCUAAGGCGAGGGUGAACAUAACCAUGGGCGAUAGUAAGUACAAACCCGCUUUGUGUAGAGGCUUACACAGCUGUUGUCAGUUAGCUUUGGCUGUUUUUCGUUUUGUUUUGUUUUUUUUCAUAAAUGGCUUUUUAAGUCGGAAAUGGCUAAAAGCAGUGUCCUAGUUGUUUUUAUGACCCUCAAGUUCAGGCCUGAUUCUUGGGCUCUCGUAGGGCUUCUGUCCAAACAGGAGUGAAUAGAGGAAUGAAUGUUAACUUUAUUUAUACACGGGUAUGAAUUGAUGGGUACGGAGCAUGAAUCUGUACCAGCAAACGGUCACGGGAAACCUAAGGAGGACUGCGAGUGUCACGGGAAACAUAAAGAGGACUGCGAGGGGGAAGGGAGGGGUGGGGUGGGGUGGAAUAGGAGUUGGACAAGCAUCCUAACCGGGAGGAGUAAAAAUAGUUCCUUUUGCUUCACGGAGAGCAGGUUAAGCUCUGGCAGCUAUGCAAUUAAUUUUCGUUUCCGAACUGUAUUUUAUGUUACAUUUGCCUUUUUUAUUUAGAUAAUGAAGAGGAAAUUAAAUACGGUCAUGAGAAGGUUCCAUUCACGACUGAGUUUCGCUAUAAUGAGUAUGAGUUCGGUUCUGAUGGGAUUACUAUCAGAGGUUACAUAUAUGACAUCGAGUCUGGUGAUGAAGGAGCCUUUCUCCGUGUAAGUUUAAACAGAACAAUUAUAUCCACUGUCCACUGUCCACUAUCCCUUUGGCGUCAACUCUCGACCAUUUGGGAUAACGCUGAAUUACUGGGAGAGUAUCAGGUAAACUUAGUUUUCCGGUGUAGGACGGUAUGGAAGAAACCCUGGAGUGACAGAGUCACUUAGAAUACUCACCUUGUUGCAGUGUUUUAUAAAAAUCAGUUUUAAGUGCUGCUAUCUAUACGUUCUUAUUUUUUUCUUUUCUAUGGCCAUUUUCGAAAACCCAGAGAACUCUUAUUGAUUGCGAGACUACGUAAAGGUUAUUUGCUGUUACCCACUAUUUUCACUGUUACAGAUUACUAUCGAAAAUCUGGCGGAAACCAUUGAUCUCCUGGAGUUCUUUCUGACGUUUUUCGGGUAAGCUUCACCGUGUUUGUGUUGUUACUUACCAGGAAAUAGUUGUUCUAAUCUCGGACUAUCACAGCUCAACUUCCCUCCUCUAUUUCAAGGAGGGCCUUUCACAACCUGCAGGGUGAUGGUUCGGCUAUCAAGUUAUUUUGGUUGGGUGCUUUCUUUCUUCGCUAUAUCGUGUCACAAGGCUUAUACCUUUUACCCUUGGAUUACAACUCUCUACCUAGGAGUGUUGCGCUGGGGUGCCGUUUGAUCGAAAGUCGUUCGUUAUUACAACGUGGAAUCAAAACAAAUGAAAACUGGUCAAAUGAAUAUAAUGAAAGCUUAAAGGGAAUAUUGGUAAACUGUGUCAGAUACGUGAAAUUUGAGUGACUAAGUCGCCCUUAGAUUUAGUUUUGCAUCUUAUUGUUGUAGGUUGUAGCGUAUGGACUUAGAACAAUCACAGAGAACAGAAAAUUCAAAACCACUGCAAUUCCGGCUUUCUUGGACACUAAAUUGAAAUUUCCUCCAAAGUGCAUAAUUGAGAUUGUGAGCUGGGAAAUAAUUGCCGAAGACCUACCCGUUGCUCUCACCAUUGUCCAUUCAUAUUUUGGCGUAGUCAUCACUGGAUUACAUUUUGAAAUACACUCUGUGCUUCUUUUUCUCACUAGUUUGAAAUCUUAAUCGCUUAUUUUAAAUGGGUUGUUCGUUAGAGAGUUUAUCCCCGUCUUAAACCUCGAACUCCCAUGAGUGACCAAAACAGAAUUUCUCCUUGCAAUAUCCAUACAAUAUCAAGAAGACUAGUGAUGAGAAGAAAGAAAAAUAUCCAUCAGGGGAUUAGUAGUCGAUCCAUUACCAAAUUCGCCAAACUAACAUCGUAAGAAUUGUAUGAAAGACUAUAAUGAGAAUUUUACUAAUAAGAUCCUAGGAGUGAAAGGUCAAAUGAAGACUCCAUGUCUUGAUGUCUAUUGAAUUGUUUACUUCAGAAUUGUAGUGAUAACUCAUGGUGAUUCUUUUCCGUAGCUGUUUCCUGUCGUUGCUUCUCAUGGCCGGAAUCGUGUGGAAAGUGAGGAAUCGCUAUAUCUCUUACAUCCUGAACAGGGUAAGAACCUUGGGUUUUCAGCAGUUGAAUUUCUGUCAUUAAUACUAUUGGCGGCAUGUCAGUCACCAAUGAACGGUUUUCUUUUCUUGUUUCAGCAACGACGAGAGGAAAGACAAAAGAUGGCCAGCCGUCCAUUUGCUAAAGUGUCAGUUUUCCUUCAUGCUCAUAAUAAGGUUGGUUCUUCACACUGUAAAUGGGCUUCAUCAUAUUUUUUGCGUCAUUUCACGUAGAGUGUUGAAGAUCUCUUUCUCAAUCUAUCUAUCUAUCUUAUCUUACCCACUAAGGCCAUACUGCCCCCUUUCCUUUAAUGAUGAAAUUUUCAGCGUUUUCUUUUUUGCAAAGGGUAGGUUUCCUUCACUUUUGAAGAUGAUUAUUAAAAGGAACAUUAACUCGGAAUAUAUUGACAGAAGUCCAUUUUAACCAUGACAUGAGAAAAGCAAUUGAACUGCCAUGACAUUAUUAGACUCAUUAUUAGCUCGAACCUUUCUCUUGUCCUGUGGUACGGCAAUGGCAGGUUUUGGGGCAAUUUGUACGUAGACAGCUCCUGCCUUUGCUCUUUAUUUCUUUACAUAACUGUGUCGUUCAAGUUGAACAGAACAUCUUAUGUACGGUACUUACCAUUCGUGUGAACCAUCCGAAUUGAAUUUCUGGCGUGCAAAUUAAUGAUUGAAUUUGGGUUUAAGCGAAUAAAACUUACCUAAACUCUUUGAAAAGACUGAAUUUCUUUUUUCUCGUGUAUAUGAAAUAGUAAGCACAUCUUUCUGCCUAGUUGUUGCGUGUAAUUCAGUGGUAAUGAGAUUUUUAUGUCAUGUUCAGAAGAACUGUCUGACAUUAAUAAAGUUAGCCGGAAUAUAAUCAUGCUCCAACCACUCUCCUCUUAUAUGCGAUACUUCAGUCCACCCCUGGACCUGUUGCUGUGGAAACCUGUGAAAAUGGCAAAGCGUCCGUGCUUACCGUUCUUAUGAGGUUACCUGGGACUGAGGAUGGCUUAACUCCUAUUGGCCAAAGUGGUCUGUGUUUCGCGAGUGUGUUAGGGACCCACACGGAACAGACAACGAGUGCCCCGGCACCGAAGGCUACACGAAUUAGGACCACCAAGCGAUGCGCCUCAACGUGCGUAUAAUCCGAGAACAAAAGUUCAAAUGUAGAUGUGAAUUACUUUGCCUGCUACCUUGCAAGGACUUUUUAGGAAACAAAUUUCCAAUUUAAAGUGUUUCAUGGCACGACUUAACUCGAACUUUGAAUAAGUGCGUUUGAAAAGAUUGUUGAGCAAUCGUGAAACUACGUAUCGAGAACCUUCAGUUAGGGAUUUUCUCCCAAUUCUGUCGAGGUAACAACUUAUGCUUAAUUUACUUGGAAUCUUAAACUCGAGCGCGAUGUAAACUGCUUUAGGUAUAUGCUUUAUAGAAAUGGUUGGACUGGGCUGCUCCUGAUUGUACAGAAAAGAUCAGGAUUCCUUCCCAUGAACACUCUACUUACUUCGCUCUGAUCGUAACUUCGACCUCGAGUUAUUUAGUUUCAUAGAUUGAAAAUUGGAGGAAGAAUUUGAUUUUGAAGUAUUGAGUUUAUAUUUUUAUAGAAAUUUGUAUUGAGUUUAAAAUUAAUUGCAACAGGACUUGUAAUUUCUCCCUUUCCCACUAGUUUAUAUUUAAUAGUAGUUUAUGUCUGCUAGACUCUCUCGUCAGACUGUAACCUGGUAGCAACAGUGCAAGCGAACAAAUAAGACUUUUUUAUUCCAAGUUUUAUCAGAAAAAAUGGCGAGAUAUGUUUGGCGAAUUCCAAAGACUUUGGGUUGUAGUAAGAUACCUCUCAUUUUUUUAUUGAUAAAAAAUAGGAGAUAUUCAUUUAUUUAUAAGUUUGUAAAUGUUAAUUGAAUUGUUUAAAAAAAAUUGAAAAAAAAUUAAGUUAAUGUUUUCAACGAAGCAAGACAUUGAAUCAAUUAAGAUAGAAUUAUCAGGAUUUUGUACAGAAAUAUAAAAUAAAUGAAGCGGAAC
Molecule: messenger RNA, 18641 nt
Organism: Pocillopora meandrina
Lineage: Eukaryota; Metazoa; Cnidaria; Anthozoa; Scleractinia; Pocilloporidae
Source: the annotation of a GenBank genome assembly